Messenger RNA from Notothenia coriiceps (black rockcod), 1990 nucleotides. RefSeq names its product ubiquitin specific peptidase 22 (gene usp22). NCBI's taxonomy places the organism in Eukaryota, Metazoa, Chordata, Actinopteri, Perciformes, Nototheniidae. The transcript has 14 exons. The coding region runs from base 353 to 1921 and encodes 522 amino acids. Gene Ontology annotation, molecular function: cysteine-type deubiquitinase activity; zinc ion binding. Gene Ontology annotation, biological process: protein deubiquitination. The record is from RefSeq and is a predicted model, not a curated record.
GUGAAGCUGUAGUUGAGUGUUAGCAGGCUAACUAGAGAAAGAAAGCUAACUAAUCGUGAGAGUGGAACUGGAGCUAACGCUAAAGGAAAAGACAACUGUCAAAACAGCCAGAGGAGCAGAAAUCUUAGAGAAGUGAUAAUUCCGUUAGGUGACUACAUGAUGUGUAGCUAGUUAAUCAAAGAUCGUGUUUGUCAGAUACCCGAGGAGUAUUUUGGAUACUACAUCGAUUGUCCCAUUUCCAAACGGAAACCAUUUCUGGACAUACAGUUCGUGCUAGGUAGCUAGCUAAGUGAAUCAUCCAGGAGACUUUUCAUUGUCACCUAAAAAACCCAAACUGAAUGUUUUGUCUGUCAUGAGUCCGGCCGGGUGCUCCCAUGUGAACGGUUAUAAGGUGGAUAAUUGGAAACAAAAUCUUCGAGUCAUAUACCAAUGCUUUGUUUGGAGUGGUACUGCUGAAGCCAGGAGACGCAAGGUGCUUCAGAGUGAUGCAGGAUGGACAGAGCUGGCCAAGUCGUGCAUCUGUCACAUGUGUGGUGCCCACCUGAACCGACUCCACUCUUGUCUCUACUGCGUUUUCUUCGGCUGUUUUACGAAGAAACACAUCCACGAGCACGCAAAAAACAAGAGACACAAUCUAGCGAUAGACUUAUUAUACGGUGGAAUAUAUUGUUUUGUGUGUCAAGACUACAUAUACGACAAAGACAUGGAGCAGAUUGCCAGAGAGGAACAGAGGAAAGCCUGGAAAUUGCAAGGCAUAGGGGAGAAAUACACAACAUGGGAGCCGACCAAGAGGGAGCUAGAAUUGUUACGACACAAUCCAAAGCGGAGGAAAAUCACUACAAACUGUACCAUAGGUUUACGAGGGUUAAUAAACCUGGGCAACACGUGUUUCAUGAACUGCAUUGUUCAGGCUCUCACACACACGCCGCUGCUGCGAGACUUCUUUCUCUCCGACAGACACAAGUGCGAGAUGCAAUCAAACUCCUGUCUGGUGUGUGAGAUGUCGCAGCUCUUUCAAGAGUUCUACUCGGGCCACCGUUCACCCCACAUUCCCUUCCGGCUGCUGCACCUGGUGUGGACUCAUGCACGUCACCUUGCAGGAUACGAGCAACAAGACGCCCACGAGUUCCUCAUCGCAGCUCUGGAUGUUCUACACCGGCACUGCAAAGGGGACACCAUCAGAGAUGACAAUGGGAAGAAGGCCAACAAUCCAAACCACUGCAACUGCAUCAUUGACCAAAUCUUCACUGGGGGCCUGCAAUCAGAUGUUACCUGUCAAGUGUGCCACGGGGUUUCCACGACGAUAGAUCCAUUCUGGGACAUCAGCCUGGACCUUCCUGGCUCUUCCACACCUUUCUGGCCCCUCAGCCCUGGAGGCGAUGGCGGCACAGUGAAUGGAGAGAGCCACCUGUCAGGGGCCACCACCCUCACAGACUGCCUGCGCAGGUUUACGCGGCCCGAGCAUCUAGGAAGCAGUGCCAAAAUCAAGUGCGGCGGUUGCCAUAGUUACCAGGAGUCCACCAAACAGCUGACGAUGAAAAAGCUCCCCAUCGUAGCGUGUUUCCAUCUCAAACGGUUUGAGCACUCUGCCAAACUGCGGAGGAAGAUCACUACAUACGUUUCCUUCCCCCUAGAGUUGGACAUGACGCCCUUCAUGGCAUCCAGUAAAGAGAGCAGGAUGAACGGGCAGUAUCAACUGACGGUUGAUGUAUUAAACAACGACAAUAAGUAUUCCUUGUUUGCGGUGGUCAACCACCAAGGCACAUUAGAGAGUGGCCACUACACCAGCUUCAUCCGCCAGCACAAAGACCAGUGGUUCAAAUGUGAUGACGCCAUAAUCACCAAGGCCAGCAUUAAGGAUGUACUCGAUAGUGAAGGGUAUCUCUUAUUCUACCAUAAACAGUUCCUUGAGUACGAGUAGUCUUUGUGAGGACUGACCACGAAGAACCACUGCUUCUAACGAGAGAGUCAAGGGCCUGGGGACAGGAUC